Anopheles arabiensis is the source of this 2126-nucleotide messenger RNA. RefSeq names its product protein NASP homolog (gene Nasp). The transcript has 4 exons. NCBI's taxonomy places the organism in Eukaryota, Metazoa, Arthropoda, Insecta, Diptera, Culicidae. The coding region runs from base 289 to 1653 and encodes 454 amino acids. Gene Ontology annotation, cellular component: nucleoplasm. Gene Ontology annotation, biological process: DNA replication-dependent chromatin assembly; CENP-A containing chromatin assembly. The record is from RefSeq and is a predicted model, not a curated record. Gene Ontology annotation, molecular function: histone binding.
UCUCCCCGCUUCUUGCGCGCCAUUUGUGAUCUUGUUGUAGCGCAGCCGGCAAAAAUCAGAACGCUUCGUCUUUGUUUCUUGCGAAUCUUCCAAGGGAUUUGUGUCCAUUUUGAAGAGAAGUUAAACUUUCGUGAAAUCGUAGAUUGGUGGUGUUGUGUCGUAUUUCCAGCAACUGACUUCAGUUCCGCUGUUUUACUAAAACUGGGACCUACGAUUGCGUAAAUAUUGCGCUUGUGAUCAUCCCCUAACUCCUACACCAUACAGUGAUAGUUGUAGUAAUCAAGCGCCAUGGCAGAAAAGUCGGAAACCCUUGUGACGAAGGAGGAGAAAGUUAACGAAGCGAAGGAACUGUUCGGUCGCGGCAGCCGAAACUAUUGCAUGAAACAGUACGCGGAUGCGGCCGACGAUCUGAGCGCUUGCUGCUCCAUCUACUCCGAGCUGUACGGGCCGAACGCGGAAGAGCUGGGGUUGCCGUAUCUAAUGUAUGCAAAAUCACUGAUUGCCCUCGGGAAAGAUGAGAACAACCUGAUCGCGGCGGCCGACGAUGGCGAAGAGGUAGACGAGGACGACGAGGAGGAUGAGGAGGGCGAGGAAGGUGGCGAAGAAGAAGAAGGAGCUGCUGCUGCUACUGCUGAGGGCGGUGAGGAGGAGAAAGCGGGAGAAGAAAGUGCUGAAAAGGAAAAAGACGGUGAAGCAAUGGAUACGAAGGACGAAGCUGCCUCGGUGGAGAGUAGUGCUACGGAAAAGGAGAAAGAAAAGGAUGGGGAAAAGGAGAAAGAACAUGAGAAGGAAAAGGAUGGUGAAUCAUCAACAGCAGGAGAUAAAGUGGAAGCUAAGGCAGAAGCUGGUGUCAGCAGCACUUCGUCGGACGUUAAUGGCGAGCCACAGCCGGGUCCCUCCACCUCGAACGGUGAUACGAGCGUGCAGGAGGACAACGCGGACAACUUGCAGGUCGCGUGGGAAAUCCUGGAACUGGCGGUACACAUCUUCCAGCAGCAGGGUGAUAAGGGUUACGAAAAUCUUCCCGAAUGCUACACGGAACUGGCAGGCAUCUCGUUCGAAAACAGUUUCUUCAAAGAAGCAAUCAAAGAUUACGUGAAAGCACUAGAAAUUUACCAGAAAACCAAACAACCCGAUCUGCGUCUGCUGGCCGAGGUGAACUACAAGGUUGGGCUGUGCUACAUGAUGGAGCGCGAAUUUGAAGAGUCCAUCAACUCGUUCAAGGGCGCCGUCGCCGAGCUGGAAAAGGUGGUAGAGGAGGAAAAGGCGAAGGAGCAGACCGAUGAUAUUAAGGAAACCAUCCAGGAUCUGGAGCAGAUGAAAAAGGAAAUUUUGGAAAAGAUUGCCGACGUCGAAGAGGCAAUGAAAACGCCCAUCGAAGACGUCAAGCGCGAGCUCUCGAAGAUCAUCGUUUCCGGUGAGGUGGACACGAAUGGCAAGGAUCUGAACAACGGUGCCGGUACAUCGUCCGCCGGCGGUAGUUCCAGCAGCAACGGUUCCACCUCUAAGCUGGCGGCCAAGCCGGCGACCGACAUUUCGCACCUGAUCAAGCGAAAAAAGCCCGACAGCGCCAGCAUGGAAGUGGAAGGAUCGCCGGCCAAGAAGACGGCAUCCGAAGCGGAUAAUGCAGCGACACACAACACAAGUACGUAAGGACAUCAACGCACACAUCAACACACAGACAGAACCUGGAGCAGCAAAUACCGUGUACGUUUUAAGGGUGUUAAGAGUGUGUGUAGUGUGUGUGUUGUGGAGUUCAUGUUUCGCUGUCGUACUUACACACCGUACCACAUUUGCGACAAUCCAUUGAUUUUACGUUUUAAGUUCUUCAUUUGUUUUUGUACUUUUGGUUCUCUUGCGACCUUGCUCUCGAAGGCGGCGCGUAUCACAUCAGCAAGGCCUCUGAAUGCACUCUUCUUUUUCUUUAUUUUAAAUUAUUCGUUAACAUUAUUCCAAACACUGUCUCAAGAGCGGUACGCUCGUGGAAAGAAUUUGAACAACCGGCAUUCCUAGCAUUUGUUCUGGAGCAUAUUGAAGCACCGUGUGCCAAGGUGUGAAGAACUGGAUUCUGUAUUGUACCACGUUAUUCUCGGAAAUAAAAGUAAGGAAACUAUGGAAUUUAUUUA